Paramisgurnus dabryanus is the source of this 1608-nucleotide messenger RNA. NCBI's taxonomy places the organism in Eukaryota, Metazoa, Chordata, Actinopteri, Cypriniformes, Cobitidae. The record is from RefSeq and is a predicted model, not a curated record.
GAGGAUUUAUGAUAAAUAAUUGUGCUUUUUUUAAGAUAAAAUAUGAUCUGUAUUUUUUUUUAUUAAUUUUAAAUGAAAAAAUAUUUAUUCCUGUUAUUUAAAUUGCGUACCUCCCAACCCGUUUUAUAUUGAAGGCUAUAUUGGGCUAAUUUUAGAAGUUCUAGAAGUGCACUAUCUAACUUCUUCAGGAGUUUCAGGACACCUGGUGCUGAUGGGAGGAGGAAAAAGAGAGGGCAGGUCGGAGAGAGAGAGAGAGAGAGAGAGAGAGAGAGAGAGAGAGAGAGAGAGAGCGAUAACUAACGUAGACGUAUAGGUUAAUUGUCAUACUGAGCUUUUGCUUUUACAAAUAUUUGGAUCUAUCAAAGGUUACACUGGCAAUACGGAUAACUUCCCUUCUGUGACAUGUGGAGUGUUGUGUGUAAAGGCUGUAAUGAGCUCAUUCAGGACAGGUACAUGCUCCGCGUGCAGGAUGGACUGUGGCACGAGCGCUGUCUGCAUUGCGCGUCAUGCCGCGAGCCGCUGACAAACACCUGCUUCGUCCGCAAUAAGAGCCUGUACUGCAAGAGAGACUACCAGAAGCUGUUUUUGGUAAGGUGCAAAGGUUGUGCAGAGGUCAUCUCUCCAGACGCGCUGGUGAUGCGCGCAGGCACCGCAGUCUUCCACCUGCAGUGUUUCUGCUGCUGUCUGUGUGCCUGCAGGCUGCAGAAGGGAGACCGCUGUGUGUUCACAGGGGACAGACUGCUCUGUGCCAGAGACUAUCACAACACGCUGGCUAGCCCGACUACCUCUGACUCAGGUAAAAGUGAAGACGAAGAGGAGGAAGAUGACGAAGGCAACAUUAGUACUACAGGGCAUAGCAACACAUCAGCAGACGUGGAGCACAAGAGACCUAAAAGACCUCGUACCAUCCUCACAACGCAGCAGAGACGAGCAUUCAAAGCUUCUUUUGAAGUCUCGUCCAAGCCAUGUCGAAAGGUAAGAGAGACGCUGGCAGCAGAGACAGGACUGAGCGUACGAGUUGUUCAGGUCUGGUUCCAGAACCAAAGAGCCAAGAUGAAAAAACUGGCAAAAAGACAACAACAGCAAAAGCAAAACGUGUCCCCUCAAGAGAAAAGAGACGGACAUGCACAACUCACUGCGCCCUCUUAUGGAGACUUGCCCACUGAACUGGAGUGUACAGGAUCAUAUGUGUCACUGGCCCAGCAGAAUAUCACUUUAGAGUCACACAGUUUUAAACUGGACCCCUUCAGACAGGGUCUCACCCCUCCUCAGAUGCCUGGAGACUACAUGCAUCCCUACGGUUGCGACACUCUGUAUGACAGUACAGACAGUGAUCCUCUGUGUCACUUUAGUGACUGUCUGUCCAGCUGCGAUGCCUCCUUGUUAACACCCAUUGACCGACUGUAUUCAAUGCAAGAUUCUUACUUUACAUCUUGAGCAUUAUUUAAAGGGAGUGUGUGCGUAUGAAUGUGUGGUGUGUGUGUUAUGCUUUUGCAUGCAUUAGGGUAGAAAUGCUAACAAUGGUAAUGUACUGUGAUGCAUUUUUUCCUGUGUUGUAUAUUGUAUUUAUUAUGGUUUGUGUUUUUCUGGACUGAAUUGCAAUUAAAU